Melanaphis sacchari is the source of this 1116-nucleotide messenger RNA. RefSeq names its product E3 SUMO-protein ligase SIZ1-like. The coding region runs from base 1 to 1116 and encodes 371 amino acids. Gene Ontology annotation, biological process: protein sumoylation. The record is from RefSeq and is a predicted model, not a curated record. Lineage: Eukaryota; Metazoa; Arthropoda; Insecta; Hemiptera; Aphididae. Gene Ontology annotation, molecular function: SUMO ligase activity; zinc ion binding. The transcript is spliced from 2 exons.
AUGGCUAUACAAGGACCAAGCCGCAAAGAUGUCAAAGUCUUUUAUAUGAAUACAGUUCCCAAACCAGUAUAUGAAGUAGAAUUCAAACCUCUACCAUUUUACAGAAAUGUACAUAAAAUUGUUCUGCCAAUGGCUAUUUAUUGUAUCCCAAAAGUUGAACCCGAAGGUGGACAAUCACAAGUAUACACUCCAUUUGAUUUUGAAUUUGAAUUGCCAGAAAUAAUUCGAUCAAUAAUAAACAGUAAUAUAAAAGAUCUACGAUUGCAGAUCCGAUUUGGAGAAGAGAAGCCAGGGAAGAAAUAUUUGUCAGAUGGAUUACCGGGACCAGUACAACUACGUAUUAAUACGCUCACACCAAUCUCAGCCCAAAAGAGCCCUAUAAAUUAUGAUUGCAAAUCUUUAGACGAUAGAAAUAAAAUCGUAAUAUUGUGGCCAUCAUGUGAAACCCCAUAUUACAUGAUAGUAGAUAUUGUGGAAAUCAUCACGAUUGAAGAUUUGGUGAAACGCAUACAAUUUAACAAUAAACUAUGUUCUGUUAAAUUAAAUACAAAAGCUAAGGCAAUAGAACUGUUGAAAAAUUCAGAUUCAGAAAUUUUGGAUUCGGGGUCCUAUAAGUUCAUUUUAUUCUGUCCAAUAACCAAAUUAAGAAUGAAAUUACCAACAAAAUCUUUAAAAUGUAGUCAUUUACAAUGUUUUGAUCUGCAUUCAUUCAUUGCAAUGAAUAAGAUAAAACAAACAUGGACAUGCCCGAUUUGUAUGAUUCCCAUUUUAGUUGAUGAAUUGGUGAUAGAUUCAUUCCUUUUGGAUAUUAUCAAUAAUUCAACUCUUCCUGAAAAAUGCUUUGAAAUAGCAUUAUAUGCUAAUGGUGAAUGGGAACCAUGUAUAGAACCGAAGAAAGAAAAUGAAAGCAAUGGGAGCGAAUCUGACGAUGAAUAUUUAAAAAAUACCAUUAUUCCUAUGAAUUCAGAUAAUUUUGAUGAUAAAAAUAUCCGUGAUGAAAAACCUAUAUUACCAAUAACAAAUAGUUGGAAUUCUAAUGAACCAAUGUCUAUCAAUCAGACUACAACCAUCAACGAAACAAACAUUAAAGAAGAACCGGUUAUUAAAAAGGAAUAA